CAUCAUUACCAGUCAUGAAAGGCUUGUUUUUUUAACCUUUUUCUACACAAACUUAUCGACCCAUUCCGCUCUCUGUCCCUGACUUGCACUCAAACACGUCACUUGAAGUGCCAUUGUGUCCCUGACCUUCAGAUUUGGUUGCCCUUGGUUGUGGCUUUUGCGGAAAGCUUCAACACGAAACUUCUAGAUCAAUCUCACAGUACAUGAUGCAUGGGUUUUCUUUUUUUUUUGGGCCCCAUUAGAUGGCUCAGUGAGGACGAAAAUGGUGGCGUAGGCAACGCCUCCUACGUCAUCGCGGGCCCACGGUUUGUGUGUCUGCGCCUGGGGUUUGUGCGUAACAGAAAGGGGGAUUCCGCCUCUUUCUUAUAGCUCUUCUGUGAUACGGAUGGUUGUAAAUAUUUAGGAGAGGGGAGGAGGGAGAGGAGAGCACUGGAGGGGUUGAGCGAAGAGGGUGUGUAUAAGAAGCCUCAGAGGAGGCAAGCGUUUAGUUGUUGAGACCCUGAGCCUAAGGAUACAAGCUGAGCCACCCAACUCCCCUGUGUCUGCAUAAGGAGGGAAUCUAAGAUAUCACACUCACAGGCUGCAGCCACGGACUACAGGUAGAACAUCCCAAGACUCUCCGGCUGGUGAAUCCCUGUGCUGAGACCUGCUGGGCUCCGGUUUGUACUUAUUCGUCCAGGUGUGCUGAGCGAUGAAGAUCCCUCUGUGGUGCCUGGUGGUUCUGCUGGCGUGCGUCUUCAGCCCUGGACAUUGUGACUGUCAGGGGGAGUGUGUGGCCUGUGGUCUGCUCCUGCGGCAGCAGCAGCUGCAGCAAGCCUUCAAUACCAUAGUCUGUCUGCUGGAGUGUGAAGGUCAUGCUUCCUCCUCCCUCACAUGGGAAGUGUGUAAACGUGCCGUGAAGCACCAGGAAACACUUCAAGAGGGAGGCGCUUUUUUGAAGAGGGGAGGGGAGCAGCUGGAGCUGACCUCCGAAGACCUGAACUCUGACAGUGGGCUGCUGCAGCCCACAGACCGCUUCCAGGAUCAGGAUCCGGAUGAGGCGGACCUGCGCAGCGUCCAGUAUGACUCAUCCCUGCUGGAGUCCUCGGAGGAGGGGGAGAGCCUGGAUCCCCGCCUGGAGGGCAAAGAGGAGACGCAGAGGGAUGAGAGGGAUGUGACGAGCCAAUCAGAGAUGGAUGAAGAUAACGACAGUUUACAGGUCGUCUCCUUAUCUAAACGCUUCGGCGGCUUUCAGAGGGGGCGCCACGGAUACAGGAAGUUGAUCGGGUCCCCCAUGAGGCCUCUACAAAAGCGCUACGGGGGCUUCAUAGGCGUCCGGAAGUCUGCCCGCAAAUGGAACAGCCAGAAGCGGGUGAACCAGCUGCUGAGGCAAUACCUGGGCAUGAGGAGCAACCGCAGUGGCAGGUUCAACGCCUCCAUGAAUCGAGCGUGGAGGCAAAACAAACUCUAAGUCUGUUUGCUGUCGUCCCUUGUUCCUCCCCGGUACCUCAACCUGCCGACCAUUUAAUUUUUCAGCAGCACCUUUGCAUUGGACCUGUGACGUCAGCAUCGUGAUCAGAACAGACUCCAUCUCUCUGCACCUCUCUCUGUGUCUCUGAGUAACUAAAAUGUUUUGACCGUGAUGUCCCUCUUCUUAAACAUGCCAUACUGUGAAAUAAAAGAAUUAGAGAAGUGCAAAUGGAAUAUAUUUUUGUGUGUCAGUAUAAUAAAAGGGGCCAGUCUGA
This is a messenger RNA of Oryzias melastigma (Indian medaka), 1724 nucleotides long. It is a transcript of the gene pnocb, whose product is annotated as prepronociceptin b. The transcript has 3 exons. Gene Ontology annotation, cellular component: axon terminus; dendrite; neuronal cell body. Gene Ontology annotation, molecular function: opioid receptor binding. Lineage: Eukaryota; Metazoa; Chordata; Actinopteri; Beloniformes; Adrianichthyidae. Bases 692 to 1450 code for a protein of 252 amino acids. Gene Ontology annotation, biological process: chemical synaptic transmission; sensory perception; neuropeptide signaling pathway. The record is from RefSeq and is a predicted model, not a curated record.